AUGGAUCUCGACUGCACCAGAAAGACAAGAUCGCCACCAGAUUGGUCUAAGCUUCCACAAGAACUCUUAGGGUUCCUCACGACAAAGCUUGUUUCGGCAGACACCAUUCGCUUUAAAGCCGUUUGCCCUUCUUGGAAUCGAGCAGCCACAUCUUACAUCUCUUCCCCAUCCUACAAUGUCAUGGAUCAAACUCCUUUGCUCAUGAUUCCUAGCAGUGACAAGCAGAACGAUCCCCAUACUCGCCGCUUCUUCAGCCUUGCAGAGAACAAAACCUUCACUCUCAGAGACGUGUUUCGAGAUUUUCCGGAGGCUUGGUGUGUUGGUUCAUCACAUGGAUGGCUGGUGCUUAUGGAUGCGACAGGAAAAAUGGAUCUUUUUAAUCCGUUUUCUGAAGAUAAGAUUGAACUCCCAUCGUUCUGCACUCUUCCUCACUUUGUCAGACAUGAAACUAACCCCGCUUUCCCCAGGAUGAAGGCCUUGAUAAUGAGGACAUAUAUUACGGGUAAAGUUGUCACUUCUUGUAACCCUUCUUGCAACAAGGACUUUGCUGUUGUGAUAACUCACAGCUUGGGAGGAAGGCUUGCAUUUUGUAAGGUUGGAGACAAUAGAUGUACAUGGACUGACCUAGGUGAGGAGUCUGAUCAUUAUAGUGAUAUUAUGUUCCACAACGGCCAGUUAUAUACAGCGACAUCCCUCGGUUCAGUUGGAGUUUGGGACUUGACGAAAUCUUUGCCAUCGAAAGUUCUUGAUCUUCACCCUUGUUGUGCAGACGGCCGGGAGAUUAAUAAACACUUUCCCUAUCACAAGUUUGAUGUUCAGCAUUAUUUGGUGGAGUCUUCGGGUGACCUUUUAUUUGUUUGGCGAUUUAUAGUGAAGAGUAUUGAAGUCAGAACGUUCCCACAUAAAACCGAGCACUUUCAUAUCUUUAGGCUGAGUUCCGAUAGAAAAGACUGGGAGAAAGUGGAAUAUUUGCAUGACCGGGCACUGUUCUUGGGUGGCAAUCAUUCAAUGUCAGUAUCCACCCUUAUCUUUCCUGAAUGUCAAGAAAACUCGAUUUAUUUUACAGAUGAUAAUUCUUAUGAGAUGGCUUUGAAGCACCAUGUUGAUGAUAAGGCAUGCGCUCAUGAUCAUGGAGUAUACAAUUUAGAAGGUAAGGUUGUCGAGCCAGUACCAGACAGUGAAGGGAAGAGGCAAAUUGUUAUACUGAAUUAUAGUAGAAGUUUGAAUCAGAUGAAGCCGAGAGACCGCAAAACUAUAGAUGCCUGUUCUGCAAUGAAGACUUUUGGCAUUAAACCUGCCGAAACAAAGAAAGCACUUAAGGGACUUCUGAAAUUGUAUGAUAACAACUGGGAGCUUAUCGAAGAUGAGAAUUACAAAGUACUCUUUGAUGUUUUAAUGCCAGAGGAAGAGGGAAUGACAUCACAACAAAAAGUUCCAGCACAUGUCAAAGCUGAAGCUUUUGAACUUCCAAUCAAGAGAUUAUUCACAGGACAAGAGGAAAAACAUGCAUCGUCACUCUCCAAAUCUCCCUUGGAUUCAAAUCCAUCAAGAAGAGCACAUCAGAAUGAUGGUGAUUCUGGUCCAUCUCAGCCAUUACUGAGAAGAUUCCGCCUAAGAUGCCCAGAAAAAGCUUUCAUCCGUGAAUCAAAGGAAUUGAAAUCAAAGAAGAAUGAUGCUCCACCUGAUAACAAUACUGAAGUUAUCGAACUUUCGACUAAGAGAUUAUACACAAGACAACAGAAAAAACAGGCAUUGUCCCUGUCCAAAUCAUGCAUGAGUGAUGAUGAUCUGUUUUCAGAUUCUGAAGAAGCUCAGCCACUACUGAAAAGGAGCCGCCUAAGUGGCCAGGAAGGAGAAGCUAUGGUCUGCAGCUCAAAGGGUGCGAUUUAUAAUAACAUCGAAAGUCCAUCAAUUGGUAAAACUGAAGUUGUUGAACUUCCAACCAAUACAUACACAAGACAACAAAAAAAGCAGGCCUCUUCUCUCCCCGAAUCUUGUGUGGAAACAAGUCUCUUGACAAUGGCACAUCAGAAUGAUGGUUUUAUGUUUUAUGAUUCUGAAGAAUCUGAAGAAAUUCCAUUACUAUCUAAAAGUAAUCAGGGGAGACACCAAAAAAAGGAUGUUUUGGUUCCUGGGAAUAAAUUGGUUUCUGGCAUUCCACCACCAACCAAAAGUCCCAUUGUGAUCUGUCUUGAUAGUUCUUCAGAUAGUGAUGUUUGUACUGUUGACGAAGAAAUAUUGGAGGCACAAAUAGUAGAGGCACUGGAUGUGGAACCAUUGACUGUGGACAACAUAGCUUGUCUUUCAGAUAUGUCAGAGAUGGAUGAUGAUGAAGACAGCUUGGAGGUACUGAAAGCAGAACCAUUGAUUGUGGACAGCAGAGGUUGUGUUUUUGAUUCAUCAAGAGUUGAUAUUGCAUCAUCUCUUUCAAAGGGGGAAGUAGAUAGUUCUCUGACUCGUAACUCUUUUCCACAGUCUGAUAUUCAUUUUCCAAUUAUGGAUGUGGUGGAAGAGAGAGGCAAUAAAUCAUAUCGCGAUCGGGAAUGCCUUUUGGCCAUAGGAACUGAUUCAAUUACUGAUGAAAAUGCAAGGUUCAGAGAGGUACCACAGCUAGAAAAGUCGAAGUCACAAGAUGUUCUUGCCAUGAAAGAUGAUUAUCAAGGCAGUAAUUGCAGUGCUCCAGGAUUUCCUUCUGAAGUAUUUGUAUUUCAGAAUCUUAUCAAGAUUGUACCGCAUAUACCUAGACACAUAGAUCUUUGUAGAUUUGGAUGUCUUCACAGUUUAAUCGGUUUUCCAAUUAAGGAUAUUGAGAAAGUUUUUGGUACAAGUGGAAAAAGAUUACAGGUUCUUCCAGGCCUAAAAUCCUCCAAGUUAUAUAAGGUGCAAACUGCUCAGAGUCACCAGAAUUCACAAGUUGUAAAGUUCUGUGUUUAUGUAGAUGACAUAGCAAGAGGUGAAGAAAAACUGAAAAUUCCCUUGGAGGGCGGAAGAAAUGCUGAAGAUCUGUCAAAGUUCUUUUACAUACCACAGAAUGUAGUUUAUAAAGAUGCCCACGUGAAUUUUGCACUUCGUUGUACAUCUAACCAGGCUUGCUGUUCACAUUGUUUUGGGAAUUGUCUAGCAUCACCAGAACCAUGUGCCUGUGCUAUGCAAAGUGGGGGUGGGUUUGCUUAUACACCAAACGGAACACUGAAAAUUACUUUUCUGGAAGAAUGUUUGUCUGUGAUCCACGAACGUAAACAACACCACUACUUCUGUUGUAAAAUGUGCCCGCUUGCGAAUUUUAGGAAGAAGAAGAGUUCUAAUGCAUGCAAAGGCCAUUUAUUACAGAAAUUUGUUAAGGAAUGUUGGUCUAAAUGUGGAUGCAACAAAGGCUGUGGGAACCGGAUUAUUCAACAGGGCAUUUCUGUCAAGCUGCAGGUGUUUUUGACUCCCGAAGGGAAAGGGUGGGGUCUCCGAACACUGGAGGACUUGCCGAGAGGGGCUUUUGUCUGUGAGUAUGUUGGAGAGAUAGUAACAAGCACAGAACUGUUUGAGCGAAAUAUGCAAAGUGCUGGUAGGAAGCAUACAUACACAGUGCUCCUAGAUGCAAACUGGAGUUCAAAGGGUGUCUUGAAGGAUGAUGAUGAGGCACUUUUCUUAGACGCUACAGUUUAUGGAAAUGUUGCAAGGUUUAUCAACCACAGAUGCUCUGAUGCUACCUUGGUUUCGAUCCCUGUUGAGGUGGAGACUCCUGACCAUCACUAUUAUCAUGUUGCCCUUUUCACAACAAGGAAUGUUGCUGCUAUGGAAGAGCUUACUUGGGACUAUGGCAUUGGUUUUGAUGACCUUGAUCAUCCUGUGAAGCCAUUUCAUUGUCUUUGUGGAAGCCAAUUCUGUUGUGGCAGCAACCGUAAAGUUCAGGCAUGAUGUUUUCUUAAGAAUUUCAUCUACUUGAUUAGAUUUUAAA
Molecule: messenger RNA, 3949 nt
Organism: Fragaria vesca subsp. vesca
Lineage: Eukaryota; Viridiplantae; Streptophyta; Magnoliopsida; Rosales; Rosaceae
Exons: 9
Coding region: 1-3909 (1302 amino acids)
Cellular component (GO): nucleus
Molecular function (GO): zinc ion binding; protein binding; histone methyltransferase activity
Source: RefSeq, a predicted model, not a curated record